Blumeria graminis f. sp. triticale is the source of this 2619-nucleotide messenger RNA. Lineage: Eukaryota; Fungi; Ascomycota; Leotiomycetes; Helotiales; Erysiphaceae. The record is from the annotation of a GenBank genome assembly.
AUGCCCGCUAACGCCAUGGGCGACACAAAGCAUCUUCACGAGACAAUGCCUAUUCUCUCAUAUGAGGAAGCGACGGCGGGACAAUCGUCGCGACACCAAUCUUGGACUGGAUCAAGUGAACGGGAGAGUCUUCUUAACCAUGAUUCUCAAACACGGCGCCUGACAUAUCGUGCCCCGACGGUGGAAGAUGUACCUGAUGAGGAUGAACGGGAUACUUUCCUAGGCCAGGACGGGUCAGAGUGGAGGGGUCGGGCCAGUGGAGAGGCUAUCGUGCGACGAGAAAUAGAGGAGCUCGAGAUGGAAGAACCUAAUGCCAAUAUUCGACAGAGUGCAUGGGGAAAACGGAUCAGUAACCUGAGUCAGAAAUUACAGAUGCCUUUCAGGUUACCAUUUCGCUGGACCUGGAAAUUGCGACUGCUGGAUGGUUUCAACUGGCCGAAGAUCAGUGUAGACCUUUGCCUUAUCCUAGCGCGCUGCUUCUUUAUCAUACUGGUAAUGGCUGUGGUUUACAUCUUGUUCAUCAGCGAUUUAUUUGCCGUGGAUAUGCCUAAGAUUGCGGGACAAAUCUUCGAUCCCGAAAGUGUGCGGAUACAUGUACAAAGCUCAGUGGACCCUAACCUGAUAAGAGAAAACUUAAAACUCCUCACAACGACAGACCAUAUUGCAGGCACUGAAGGUGAUUAUGCAUUAGUGCAAUAUAUGACUGAUUUUUUCAAAAAUUACUUGGAAGAUGUACGAACCGAUGAAUAUGGGGUCUACAUGAAUUACCCAAAAGUAGGGGGUCGAAAAGUUGAGAUUCUAAAUGAGGAUGGAAGCAGUAAAUGGCAUGCUAAAAUUGAGGAAGAUCCCGUCUACGUUGACCCGCCUAGACAACAAACACUAGUUUUUCAUGGACACUCCAAGAGCGGGAAUGUAACUGGUCCUCUUAUCUAUGCGAAUUAUGGUUCUAGACAGGACUUCAAAACACUUUAUGAUAGUGGUAUCAAUACAACUGGUGCUAUCGCCUUGAUACGGCACCAUGGAAGUCAAGGAGAUAAUUCUUUGAAGGUUAAAGCUGCGAGCCAAGCAGGGUUUCUGGGGUGUAUAACAUACAGUGAUCCAUAUGACGAUGGCUUUUUAAAGGGGAGAGUGGCACCCGAAGGACGCUUCAUGCCAGAGAGAGGUGUUCAGCGAGGUGGAGUGAGCAUAACGAGCCAGGUUAUUGGGGAUGUUCUCACUCCAGGUUGGGCAAGUGUGCCAGGAGCCCAACGGAUCUCUAAGGAAAGCAACUCCGGUCUGGUUAGUAUUCCCAGCAUACCUUUGUCAUGGGGAGAUGCUCAGCACUUACUCAAAGCUAUACAAGGAUUCGGGGAAGCAAGUCCAGAGGGAUGGAAAGGUGGUAUUCCCAAUAUUGAAUAUUGGACUGGAAAUUCAUCUUCACCCAAGGUUCAUUUACUCAAUGAUCAGGAUGAAGUCGAACAGCAGCCUAUCUGGAAUGUAUUGGGCAGGAUCAAUGGAGUUGAGCAGAUGGAAAAGUCUAUCAUAAUUGGUAACCAUCGUGAUGCCUGGCAUUAUGGUGCGGCCGACCCUGGAUCUGGAACUGCCAUUAUGAUGGAAAUCAUUCGUAUCUUUGGAGACCUUUACCACCGUGGUUGGAGACCAUUGCGCACUAUUGAGUUUGCCUCCUGGGAUGGCGAGCAAUAUAAUCUACUUGGAUCUACGGAAUGGGUCGAGGAUCAUGUAGAGAAAUUGCGCAAAGAUGCAUUUGUAUACCUGAAUGUUGGUUCUGCAGUUAGCGGCUCCAAUUUCAGAGCUUCCGGAAGUCCCGUCUUUACAAAAUCACUUAUGGAGGUACUGAAGCGCACAUCAGAUCCCCUCAAAAAUAAGACUAUGAUUGACCUAUGGGAGGAGACCGGAGGAAAACUCGGUGAUAUCACCGGACGAAGUGACUACCUCCCAUUUCAGAGUAUGGCUGGCACAUCAAGUUUCGAUAUGGGCUUUUCUGAUGGUCCCUAUCCUCAGCAUUCCGCCUACGACAAUUUUGAGUGGCUUGACACCGUCGGUGAUCCUGGCUUCGUGUAUCAUAAGAUUCUUGCCCAAAUAUGGGCCCUACUUAUACUCGAGUAUGCUGACAAACUGGUGCUGCCAUUUGACAUUUCAGCAUACUCUGCAUCACUAACGCAGUCGGUCAUCGAUCUUGAUACGUGGGCUGCGGAUAAGGGUAUCAACCAAGAUGGAAAUACACCGUGGAGUAUUGAACCACUACGUGAAGCUGUACUACAGCUUGCGGGCGAUUCGCGACGUUUUUCGCGCUGGGAGCAGGAAUGGAAUGCAGUCGUCUAUGGCGGCGGUGGUUAUGAGACGCCGCGCAUGGCUGAGCAUCGCAAAAGCUACAACAAUCGAAUGGCCAAUUUUGAGACGCAUCUCUUGGACCUCGAUGAAGGUGGUGGUAUCCCGAAUCGUACUCAGUUCAAGCACAUAGUUUUUGGUCCACCACUUGAGUCAGAGGAACGAGACGCCACUUUUCCUGCCAUCCGCGACGCGGUCACAGCUCGGGAUUGGAAUCUAGUCAAGGAACAGGUGGAAAAAGCCGCGCGUAUCUUGGUGAAAGCGAGCAAAAAACUUAAUGGAAAUUCCUAA